AUGAACACCCCGGAAAUAGCCAGUCGCUUCAGCUGCACCACUGGGCCACCUAACGACCGGGUACUUGUUACACCGUGGGCAAUUGUGCGACGGGCAACCGCAUCGACGGCGAUGCUCAGUGCAGGUGCACUAGUCUUCGGUAUGACUCCAGAGGUCAAGCACAGUGGUAACAACGGCGAAGUACUUCCCACGUUCGUAGCUUGUUCGCAGGCCAUCAUUUCGGCAGCAGAGCGAAUGGAAAAUCUCGUGCGAGAGCCUGAAAGUAUGGCUGUGGCAGUCGCCUACGACGAGUGUCUGGAUAUUGUCGUGGCAGCGGUGAACUACAUGGAAGCGGCUGGAUCACAAACGACUGCGAAUGAGUACGUCGUUGAAAUCGAUCAAGCUGUACGCAGCAUCCGCAACGUUUUGCUACCCAGCCCAUACGUCCGUCGAGCUCUACAGUUUUAA
This is a messenger RNA of Peronospora matthiolae, 447 nucleotides long. Lineage: Eukaryota; Oomycota; Peronosporomycetes; Peronosporales; Peronosporaceae. The record is from the annotation of a GenBank genome assembly.